Gastrolobium bilobum is the source of this 2077-nucleotide messenger RNA. Its product is annotated as calreticulin-3-like. Gene Ontology annotation, molecular function: calcium ion binding. Gene Ontology annotation, cellular component: endoplasmic reticulum; endoplasmic reticulum membrane. The record is from RefSeq and is a predicted model, not a curated record. Bases 43 to 1299 code for a protein of 418 amino acids. The transcript has 14 exons. NCBI's taxonomy places the organism in Eukaryota, Viridiplantae, Streptophyta, Magnoliopsida, Fabales, Fabaceae. Gene Ontology annotation, biological process: protein folding.
CUCUAAAUUUGAAGCAACUUCAGCGGACACUGUCUGUCUGAGAUGGGCACUGCCACUCAUCUUGUGAAGCUCUUGCUCUUCCUUCUAACUUUUCAUUCUUCCUUAGCUGAAGUUUUCUUUGAAGAAAGAUUCGAAGAUGGGUUUAAGAGUCGUUGGGUUUUAUCCGAUUGGAAAAGGAGUGAAGGAAAAGCUGGUACCUUUAAGCACACAGCAGGAAAAUGGCCUGGAGAUCCUGAUGACAAAGGUAUACAGACAUAUAAUGACGCCAAGCAUUUUGCCAUAUCUGCAAAGAUACCAGAGUUGAGCAAUCAGAACAGAACCUUGGUGGUUCAGUAUUCCAUUAGAUUUGAGCAGGACAUUGAAUGUGGGGGUGGUUACAUCAAACUUCUUUCUGGUUAUGUCAAUCAGAAGAAGUUUGGAGGUGAUACUCCUUAUAGUUUGAUGCUUGGACCAGAUUUAUGUGGCUCACAGACAAAGAAGCUCCACGUUAUACUGUCCUAUCAGGGGCAGAAUUACCCUAUUAGAAAGGAUCUUCAAUGCGAAACAGACAAAUUGACUCAUUUCUAUACAUUUAUUCUAAGGCCUGAUGCCUCUUAUAGUGUCCUUGUUGAUAAUCGAGAAAGAGAUUCUGGAAGCAUGUAUACAGAUUGGGACAUCCUUCCUCCAAGGAAAAUCAAGGAUGUCAAUGCUAAAAAGCCAGCAGACUGGGAUGAUAGAGAGUACAUUGAAGACCCUAAUGAUGUCAAACCAGAGGGAUAUGAUUCAGUUCCAGCUGAAAUUCCUGAUCCAAAAGCCAGGAAGCCUGUUGACUGGGAUGAUGAAGAUGAUGGACUAUGGAAGCCCCCCAAAAUUCCUAAUCCAGCAUACAAAGGACCAUGGAAACGCAAGAAAAUCAAGAACCCCAACUACAAGGGAAAGUGGAAGAUUCCAUGGAUUGACAACCCAGAAUUUGAGGAUGAUCCUGAUCUUUAUGUGCUGAAACCAAUAAAGUAUGUGGGCAUUGAAGUGUGGCAGGUGAAGGCUGGUUCACUCUAUGACAACAUCUUAAUUUGUGAUGACCCACAGUACGCAAAGCAAGUUGUGGAAGAAUUCAUGGCUAAUAAUAGAGAGGCUGAGAAAGAAGCUUUUGAAGAAGCAGAAAAAGAAAGAAGGGCUCGGGAGGAAGAGGAGGCACAGAGAGCAAGAGAAGAGGGCGAAAAGAGGAGGAGAGAAAGGGAUAAUAAAUAUGGAGAUAGGAGGCAGCGUAAGAGGCCGGAUCCUCACGAUUACAUGGAUGAUUAUAAUCAUGAUGAACUUUGAAACGUGCAGUAUGGGUUGUUAUAGAGCAUUUAAGAUUCAAUUGGUUAGUUAGGAUUUAGUUUGUUAGUUGCAUAUUUAUUUUAGAUUUAAUUGAGCAUUUUAUUUAAGCUUUUCGUUGUAUACCAGCUUAUAUUUAUCAAAGUAUAGGCACAUUGUAAACACAACUUUCACAUAUGAAAAUUCAGAGCUCCUAAGAUGGUAUUCAAGCUCUGAACGUUCCUUAUAUGAAAAGGUUGUGUCUGGAUCUAUAUAUAUAAGGUAUACAACACAAAGCUAAAAUAGAAAACUCAAUUAAAUUUGAACUAAUUAUGCAACUAACCAGCUGAAUCCUUAUCAAUCAACUGAAUUUGAAUUGUUCUAUAACAUGGGUAGUUGGUCGCUUCGUAAUUGCAACAAUCUUCGAUGUCUGCUUUGAAGUUUCAAGUUUUUAAUGAUGUGAAUUGCAGGUCCAAAGCUGUAAUUGCACUGACCGUGCUGAGCUGUACUGAACUGUAUCAUUUGGGUAGAUAGAUAUGAGCGUCGGCCAUUAUGUUAAACUUGGUUUCUUUUGGAUUGGUAAAUAACAACUGGGACAGUACUGAAGGAUGGAAUCAAAACAUUUUCUUUUGGAUUGGUGUGACGUAUAAGGCUUGAUAGUAUAAGUUUAUACUAUACGUUAUGAUAUUUUCAGUUGUUUGGUGUGACCAUCGUAUAAUAUAAGCUUAUACAGCAGGAUCCCUUAAUACAUCAAACGAUGUAUAACUUAAUCUGGCCGAAGGGAGAUGGAUAAGGCCCGAUA